GUCUCUCCGUGACUAGUCCAACAUCACUACACACAACCCGCCAUCGCCGCAUAUUCUCGAACACGAAAGCCGUCGAGGAUUCUACUCCGUGCCCCCCCAUCAUCUCAUCCGCAUUGAUUCCCGUUGAUCGCAAGGACCCACCGAGAAACUCCCAGCUCUAGCCAAACGACACGCGACGACGAUGGCCUCGUUGCCUCCGCCGCCGCCCCCUGGAUGGCAGGGCAUGUCGACGCCCGGUGCUCCGCUACAUCCGCCGCCACCUGGAUACAGACCACCGGCGGACCCGGCGCAGGCAAAGUUUGAUCAGAAGAAGAAGGAGUGGCUGCGGGUUCAGAAGAAUCGCUUCGGCGAGAAGCGCAAGAAGGGCUAUGUCGACACCCAGAAGGUCGACAUGCCGCCGGAGCAUCUGCGGAAGAUUGUAAGGGACAUUGGUGAUGUCAGUCAGAAGAAGUUCUCGGCUGACAAGAGAGCCUACCUUGGAGCACUCAAAUUUAUGCCCCAUGCAGUCUUGAAGCUAUUGGAGAACAUGCCCAUGCCCUGGGAGAGUGCGCGAGAAGUCAAGGUGCUCUACCACGUGAACGGAUGUUUGACGCUCGUGAAUGAGAUCCCGAGAGUCAUCGAGCCAGUGUUUCAUGCGCAAUGGGCCACGAUGUGGGUGUGCAUGAGACGAGAAAAGUCGGAUCGACGACACUUCAAGCGGAUGCGGUUCCCUCCGUUCGAUGACGAGGAGCCUCCGCUGUCGUGGAGCGAGAACAUCGAGGACGUCGAGCCGCAAGAGCCCAUCCAGAUGGAGCUUGACGAGCAGGAGGAUGCGGCAGUGAUCGAGUGGUUCUAUGACCACAGACCGCUGCUCGAUACGCCGCACGUCAAUGGCCCUUCGUACAAGAAGUGGAAUCUCGACCUUCCGCAGAUCGCCACGCUGUACCGUCUGUCCAACCAGCUCCUCUCCGACAUCGUCGACAAAAACUACUUCUACAUGUUCGACCGUAAUUCUUUUUUCACUGCUAAAGCCCUUAAUGUCGCAAUCCCUGGCGGACCGCGUUUCGAACCUCUCUACAAAGAUGUUGACCCUAACGACGAAGAUUUUGGAGAGUUCAAUGCGAUUGAUCGGAUCAUCUUCCGGUCGCCCAUCAGGACCGAAUACCGCGUGGCGUUCCCUUACCUGUACAACUCUCUCCCCAGAUCAGUAGAGCUGUCGUGGUACCACUACCCUCAGAUCUGCUACGUACGAACCGAGGACCCCGACCUGCCCGCGUUCUAUUUCGACCCUAUCAUCAACCCGAUCUCGUCGCGCUCAGUGGCACCAAAGAACCUCACCAUCUCCCACGAGGACGAGGUGUUUGGCUACGGAAACGAUGAGGACGACUUUGAGCUGCCCGAGGAGAUCGAGCCAUUCAUGGCCGACGAAGAGCUCUAUAGCGACAACACUUCGCCCGCUAUCGCCCUGUGGUGGGCACCUCAUCCCUUCGACAAGCGGUCAGGCAGGACGGUCAGGGCCGAGGACGUGCCGCUGGUAAAGCAAUGGUAUCUCGAGCACUGUCCGACGGGCCAACCUGUGAAGGUUCGGGUGUCGUACCAGAAGUUGCUCAAGACCUACGUUCUCAAUUCCCUCCACACGAAAACCCAGAAGGCGCAGAAUCGGCAGGAUCUCUUCAGGACUCUCAAGGGAACCAAGUUCUUCCAGACCACGACUAUCGAUUGGGUUGAGGCGGGUCUGCAGGUGUGCCGACAAGGUUUCAAUAUGCUCAAUCUUCUGAUUCACCGGAAGAACUUGACAUAUCUGCAUCUCGAUUACAAUUUCAACCUCAAGCCCGUCAAGACGUUGACCACGAAGGAGCGGAAAAAGUCUCGUUUCGGAAAUGCGUUCCAUCUCAUGCGUGAGAUUCUUCGUCUGACGAAGCUGAUCGUCGAUGCUCAAGUUCAGUACCGGUUGGGCAACAUUGAUGCCUUCCAGCUUGCCGACGGUAUCCUCUACGCUUUCAACCAUGUCGGCCAGUUGACCGGUAUGUACCGAUACAAGUACAAGCUCAUGCACCAGAUCCGGGCGUGUAAGGAUCUGAAGCAUUUGAUCUACUACCGCUUCAACUCCGGACCGGUGGGCAAAGGACCCGGAUGUGGUUUCUGGGCUCCGGCAUGGCGGGUCUGGCUUUUCUUCAUGAGGGGUAUCUUGCCUCUGUUGGAGAGAUGGUUGGGCAAUCUGUUGGCGAGACAGUUCGAGGGCCGUCACAGCAAGGGUGUCGCGAAGACCGUCACCAAGCAGCGUGUCGAAUCCCAUUUCGAUCUUGAGCUUCGUGCGGCCGUCAUCCACGACAUCACGGAUAUGAUGCCGGCGGGCAUGAAGUCGAACAAAGUCAACACUGUCCUGCAGCAUCUCAGUGAAGCGUGGCGGUGCUGGAAGAGUAACAUUCCCUGGAAGGUUCCCGGACUGCCGGCGCCGAUCGAGAAUGUCAUCUUGCGAUACGUGAAGAGCAAGGCCGACUGGUGGGUCAGCGUGGCCCAUUACAACCGAGAACGUAUAAGACGCGGUGCUACGGUAGAUAAGACGGUUGCGAAGAAGAACCUCGGACGGUUGACGCGAUUGUGGCUCAAGGCGGAGCAGGAAAGGCAGCACAACUACAUGAAGGACGGACCAUACGUCUCUUCGGAGGAGGCCGUCGCUAUCUACACCGCCGCCGUGCACUGGUUGGAGUCCCGAAAGUUCUCGCCGAUUCCGUUCCCCAGCGUUUCUUAUAAGCACGACACCAAGAUAUUGAUUCUGGCUUUGGAGCGCUUGAGGGAGGCUUACUCGGUCAAGGGCAGGCUUAACCAGAGUCAGCGUGAGGAGCUGGCUUUGAUCGAGCAAGCUUACGACUCGCCCGGAACUACCCUCACCCGGAUCAAGACUGCGCUUCUGACCCGCCGAGCGUUCAAGGAGGUCGGCAUCGAUAUGAACGACAACUACAGUACCAUCAACCCCGUGUACGAUGUCGAGCCUAUCGAGAAGAUCACCGAUGCUUACCUGGAUGCCUACCUCUGGUAUCAAGCGGACCAGCGCCAUCUCUUCCCCGCCUGGAUCAAGCCUUCCGAUUCCGAGGUUCCGCCGCUGCUUGUCUACAAGUGGGCCCAGGGGAUCAAUAACCUGAACAAGGUGUGGGAAACGGCCGACGGUGAAUGCAACGUCUUGCUUGAGACCCAGCUUUCCAAGGUCUACGAAAAGAUCGAUAUUACCUUCCUCAACCGCUUGCUCCGCCUGGUCAUGGAUCACAAUCUUGCCGACUAUAUCACUGCGAAGAACAACGUCGUCCUCAACUACAAGGAUAUGAACCAUACCAACAUGUACGGUCUGAUCCGCGGUCUUCAGUUCUCGGCGUUCGUCUUCCAGUACUAUGGAAUGAUUCUGGAUUUGCUGGUUCUCGGAUUGGAGCGGGCGUCCGAGAUCGCCGGUCCGCCACAGCGGCCAAACGAGUUCCUACAGUUCCAGGAUCUCAACACAGAAACCAAGCACCCCAUCCGUCUUUACACCAGAUACAUAGACCGUGUUUGGGUGUUCUUCCGGUUCAGUGCAGACGAGGCCCGUGACUUGAUUCAGCGCUUCCUCACGGAGAACCCCGAUCCCAACUUUGAGAACGUGAUCGGCUACCGGAACAAGAAAUGUUGGCCCCGCGACUCCCGAAUGCGACUGAUGCGUCACGAUGUGAACUUGGGACGCGCCGUGUUCUGGGAUCUCAAGAACAGAUUGCCGCGUUCCGUCACCACCAUCGAGUGGGACGAGACGUUCGCUAGUGUGUACAGCCGCGACAAUCCUAACUUGCUCUUCUCCAUGUGCGGAUUCGAGGUCAGAAUCUUGCCCAAGGCUCGGAACCAAAACGAAGAGUUCCCUGUCAAGGAUUCGGUUUGGUCAUUGGUGGACAACAGUUCGAAGGAGCGGACGGCUCAUGCUUUCCUUAAGGUUACUGAGGAGGACAUCCAAAAGUUCAACAACCGCAUCAGGCAGAUCUUGAUGAGCUCGGGAAGUACCACCUUCACCAAGAUUGCCAACAAGUGGAACUCGGCCUUGAUCGCUCUUUUCACCUACUACCGUGAAGCCGCUAUCUCCACCGAGCCUCUUCUCGACACGAUCGUAAAAUGCGAGACCAAAAUCCAGACUCGUGUCAAGAUUGGAUUGAACUCCAAGAUGCCGUCCCGUUUCCCGCCCGCGGUCUUCUAUACGCCGAAGGAAUUGGGUGGUUUGGGCAUGAUCUCGGGAAGUCACAUCUUGAUUCCCACGAGUGACCGAAGGUGGAGUAAGCAGACGGACACCGGAAUCACGCAUUUCCGUUCCGGUAUGACGCACGACGAGGACGUUCUCAUCCCCAACAUUUUCAGGUACAUUCAAACCUGGGAGUCAGAAUUUAUCGAUUCGGCACGUGUCUGGUCCGAGUAUGCGCAGAAGAGGCAGGAGGCCAACCAGCAGAAUCGUCGGUUGACGCUUGAGGACCUCGAGGAUUCGUGGGAUCGUGGUAUUCCCAGAAUCAACACGUUAUUCCAGAAGGAUCGUAGCACCCUCGCUUUCGAUAAGGGUUGGCGUGUCCGUACGGAGUUUAAGAUCUACUCGAUGAUGAAAUCCAAUCCGUUCUGGUGGACAUCCCAGCGUCACGAUGGUAAACUGUGGAACUUGAACGCCUACCGAACCGAUGUCAUCCAGGCGUUGGGAGGUGUUGAGACUAUUCUCGAGCACACCCUGUUCAAGGCCACCGCGUUCCCCAGUUGGGAGGGUCUCUUCUGGGAGAAAGCGUCUGGUUUCGAGGAGAGCAUGAAGUUCAAGAAGUUGACCAACGCUCAGCGGUCCGGUCUGAACCAGAUCCCCAAUCGUCGGUUCACGCUCUGGUGGAGUCCUACCAUCAACAGAGCCAAUGUCUACGUCGGUUUCCAGGUCCAAUUGGAUCUUACUGGUAUCUUCCUUCACGGAAAGAUCCCGACCUUGAAGAUCUCCCUGAUCCAGAUCUUCCGUGCCCAUUUGUGGCAGAAGAUUCACGAGUCGGUCGUUAUGGAUUUGUGCCAGGUCUUCGAUCAGGAGCUUGAGAGUUUGGGUAUCGAGACGGUCCAGAAGGAGCAGAUCCAUCCCCGAAAGUCGUACAAGAUGAACAGUUCAUGCGCCGAUAUCCUCUUGUUCGCCGCGUACAAGUGGAACGUCACCAGGCCCAGUUUGCUUCACGACACGAAGGACACCAUCGAGCAGAACUCGACCAACAAGUUCUGGGUCGAUGUUCAGCUGCGAUACGGAGAUUACGACAGUCACGACGUGAGUCGAUACGUUCGCGCCAAGUUCCUCGACUACACUACGGAUUCGCUUUCGAUCUACCCGUCGCCCACUGGUGUUAUGAUCGCCAUUGAUCUUGCGUACAAUCUCUACGAUGCCUAUGGCCAGUGGUUCCCGGGUUUGAAGCAACUCAUCCAGCAGGCCAUGGCCAAGAUCAUGAAGGCUAACCCGGCUUUGUACGUCCUGCGUGAGCGUAUUCGCAAGGGUCUGCAGCUGUAUGCGUCGGAGAGCAACCAGGAGUUCCUGAACUCUCAAAACUACUCUGAGCUUUUCAGCAACCAGAUCCAGCUGUUCAUUGACGACACGAACACGUACCGUGUGACUGUCCACAAGACCUUCGAGGGUAAUUUGACGACCAAGCCCAUCAACGGUGCUAUCUUUAUUUUGAAUCCUCGUUCCGGACAGUUGUUCUUGAAGAUCAUUCACACUUCCGUCUGGGCCGGUCAGAAACGUCUUGGUCAGUUGGCGAAGUGGAAGACGGCCGAGGAAGUGGCUGCUUUGAUUCGUUCGCUGCCCGUCGAAGAACAGCCGAAACAGCUCAUCGUGACGCGAAAGGGUCUCCUUGAUCCCCUCGAGGUGCAUCUCCUCGACUUCCCUAACAUCUCGAUCCGCGCGUCCGAGCUGCAGCUGCCAUUCCAGGCGGCCAUGAAGAUCGAGAAGCUCGGAGACAUGAUUCUGCGCGCCACCGAACCGCAGAUGGUGUUGUUCAACCUCUACGAUGACUGGACCAAGUCGGUAUCUUCGUACACGGCGUUCUCCCGAUUGAUCUUGAUUCUCCGUGCACUGCACGUCAAUCAGGACAAGACCAAGCUGCUGCUCCGACCGGAUAGGACCGUCAUCACCCAGGAGCAUCACAUCUGGCCAUCGCUUUCCGAUGACGACUGGGUCAAGGUCGAGACUCAAUUGCGCGAUCUCGUCCUGAACGACUACGGUAAAAAGAACAACGUCAAUGUCUCCAGUUUGACUAGUAGCGAAGUUCGGGAUAUUAUCUUGGGUAUGGAGAUCAGUGCGCCGUCCAUGCAGCGCCAGCAGGCUGCCGAGAUCGAGAGUCAACAGCAGGAGCAGGCGCAGUUGACCGCCGUCACAACCAAGACGACGAACGUGCACGGUGACGAGAUGAUUGUCACGACCCAGACGGCAUACGAGCAGCAGGCAUUCGCUUCCAAGACCGAAUGGAGGAACCGCGCCAUCGCUUCGAGCAAUCUGAGGACUCGUGCGAACAACAUCUACAUUUCUUCCGAUGACAUCGCCGACAAUGGGCAGUACACGUACAUCAUGCCGAAGAACAUCCUCAAGCGAUUCAUCACCAUCUCGGAUCUUCGCAUGCAAGUCGCCGGAUUCCUGUAUGGUUCGUCGCCUCCGGACAACGAUCAGGUCAAGGAGAUUCGCUGCAUUGCUAUGGUGCCGCAGAUCGGUGGGCUCAAUAGCGUGCAGCUCCCUCACAAGCUGCCGCAGCACGAGUAUCUCACCAAAGAGAACGGGUUGGAACCUCUCGGAUGGAUCCACACCUGGGCACAGCCACACGAGGCCCCGCAUCUCAACGCCUUCGACACGACACAGCACGCGAGGCUGAUGGCGGCGCAUCCGGAGUGGGACAAAAAGACGAUCACCAUGACUGUCUCUUUCAAGGCAGGAUCGGUAUCUCUGGCUGCCUACAGUCUCACGCCGCCUGGCUUCGAAUGGGGCGCUCAGAACAAGGACAUGGGUAACGACAUGCCCCCCGGCUUCCAGACGACCAUGGGAGAGAAGUGUCAGCUCCUCCUUUCGGAUAAGAUUAUGGGAUACUUCCUGGUGCCGGAGAGUGGCAUCUGGAAUUACUCGUUCCUUGGAGCAGGUUUCGGUGCCGAUGCCGAGAAGAGACCGUACCAUGUCAAGAUUGAUACGCCGCUCGAUUACUAUGCGGAUGUGCAUCGCCCACUGCAUUUCCAGAAUUUCGAUCAGUUGGAAGAUAUUUGGGUGGAUCGGACUGACAAUUUCGAGUAGUCGGUGGUCAGUAGUGGCAGUGGUGGUUGACGAAUGAGCGGCAAUGUAAUGAUGAAAAUGGGAUUUGAUCGGUUGGGGCUGGGUUUGGGGUGUAUAUUUCUCGCACUGUAAAUGGUUGUUUUAUUUAUUGUUCUGGUUUCUGCGUAUUCCUUUGUAUUAGUCUUCAUGCUGUGGCGGUGAUAUCGAGUCGUGUUGGUUGUGAUUUGGAAUUGUCUACCUACGUGUGCAUUUGGAAUGGCUUGUGAAACGUUACACCAGGCCGACCCCACCAGUGGCCGCAGUCAUGACGCAAUAUAUCGCG
Tricharina praecox is the source of this 7562-nucleotide messenger RNA. Its product is annotated as NUC071 domain-containing protein. Bases 182 to 7261 code for a protein of 2359 amino acids. Gene Ontology annotation, molecular function: metallopeptidase activity; pre-mRNA intronic binding; protein binding. The transcript has 3 exons. Gene Ontology annotation, biological process: spliceosomal tri-snRNP complex assembly; mRNA splicing, via spliceosome. Gene Ontology annotation, cellular component: catalytic step 2 spliceosome; U5 snRNP. The record is from RefSeq and is a predicted model, not a curated record. Lineage: Eukaryota; Fungi; Ascomycota; Pezizomycetes; Pezizales; Pyronemataceae.